This is a messenger RNA of Porites lobata, 851 nucleotides long. Lineage: Eukaryota; Metazoa; Cnidaria; Anthozoa; Scleractinia; Poritidae. The record is from the annotation of a GenBank genome assembly.
AGACUUCGUUGUUCUUUUUGACAAAGUCACCAAAGACCGAAGAGGGCUGGAGGGGAAGCAUGUUCGAUUGGACCGCGUGCCCGUAUGUUCUUGCAUUAAAGUCAAAAGACAUAAGGAAACGUCGGAUGAAAGUAUAGCUCUUUACUUUGCAAACAUGAGAAGGAGUGGAGGGGGCCCUGUCAGCCUUGUGGAACGAAUAGGAAAAGACCAAGUCUUGGUGCAUUUUGAGAAUCCAUCCAGUAAGUAGAACUAAAUAGAAAUUUAGAACUUACUGAAAAGUUUGUGGAAGCUGUUUUUAGAUGACGGCUGUAAUUUUUUGUCACCGGAGGAGGAUGGAGCCUGGUCACCUUGUGGACAGAAGACUUUAGCCCAUCUCAUCUUCCUUCUCCUUCUAGAUCCUCUAUAGAGAAAUGUUCACUGUAUAUUUCGCAAUGAGUGGAAGUCGGGAAAAUAUAAAUUUUGAUGAAAAACGUGAGGCUCAGUAUUGCCGAGGCUUUUUCAAAGUGUCCGACUACAAUUGACACUGAGCAUGCAUGAACACUGUGACAGCUUACCUUAACUGGAAGAAAUCUAAAGCUGAGAUUUUUUCCACGAUUGUGUUUAAUAUGUGGUCACCUCUUUAAUAAUUAUCUUGUUUUGGAUUCAGGCGUCGAGACCGUUAUCAAAAGAAGUCAUGUCCUUGAACGACAACAGUUGGACGUAAAACCCUACUAUCCUUUUCUGGAGAAUUGAACAACAAACAAAACCGAUAUUGCUCAGUUUUGAAGCAGAAGUGUAUGAUUAUGUCAAGAAGUACCACCAACGAGAAUUACAAGAACAGAAGGUACUGGUUGAAUUUUCAGAUGACGCUC